UUUUUCUUUUUGCGCCAUGGCGCACGCUGCAUCCCAGCUGAAGAAGAAUAAGGAUGUGGACGUGAACGCCAUCGAGGACGACAAGGAGCGCAAGAGAAGGAUCCGGAAACAUUCGCGAGAUCAAAAGAAAAAGUCGGACAGCAAUGCCAGCUACCUGCGUGCCGCCCGAGCGGGUAACCUGGAGAAGGUCCUCGACUACCUUAAGACCGGAGUGGAGAUCAACAUCUGCAACCAGAAUGGUUUAAACGCGCUGCAUCUGGCCUCUAAAGAAGGCCAUGUGGAGGUGGUGGCUGAACUCCUGAAGCUCGGAGCGACUGUGGAUGCAGCAACCAAGAAAGGAAACACGGCGCUGCACAUCGCCUCCCUGGCUGGCCAAGCGGAAGUGGUGCAGGAACUAGUCACCAACGGAGCCAACACCAACGCACAGAGUCAGAAUGGCUUCACUCCACUGUAUAUGGCUGCACAAGAGAACCAUCUGGAAGUGGUCCGCUUCCUCCUGCAAAAUGGCUCCAGCCAAAGCAUUGCCACAGAGGAUGGCUUCACCCCGCUGGCGGUGGCUCUCCAGCAGGGUCAUGACCAGGUGGUGUCCCUGCUCCUGGAGAACGACACCAAGGGCAAGGUCCGGCUGCCCGCCCUGCACAUCGCCGCGCGCAAGGACGACACCAAGUCCGCCGCCCUGCUCCUCCAGAACGACCACAACGCAGACGUCGAGUCGAAGAGUGGCUUCACACCCCUCCAUAUCGCAUCUCACUAUGGCAACAUCAACGUGGCAACCCUGCUGCUGAACAGAGGAGCUGCAGUGGACUUCAUGGCGCGGAAUGAUAUCACACCUCUGCAUGUGGCGUCCAAGAGGGGCAACAGUAACAUGCUGAAGCUGCUACUGGACAGGGGGGCAAAGAUCGACGCCAAGACCAAGGAUGGCUUGACGCCAUUGCACUGUGGAGCUCGUAGUGGCCAUGAGCAGGUGGUUGAGAUCCUACUGGACCGUGGAGCACCAAUCCUCUCCAAGACGAAGAACGGGUUAUCCCCUCUGCACAUGGCGACGCAGGGCGACCACCUGAACUGCGUGAAGCUCCUGAUGCAGCAUGACGUGCCGGUGGACGACGUGACCAACGAUUACCUCACAGCGCUGCACGUGGCCGCCCACUGCGGACACUUCAAGGUCGCCAAGGUCAUCGUGGACAAGAAGGCCAACCCCAACGCCAAAGCACUGAAUGGUUUCACUCCUCUGCACAUCGCCUGCAAGAAGAACCGGGUGAAAGUGAUGGAGCUACUGCUGAAACAUGGAGCCUCCAUCCAGGCCGUCACAGAGUCGGGUCUCACUCCCAUCCAUGUAGCUGCCUUCAUGGGCCACGAGAACAUCGUCAAGCAGCUGAUCCACCAUGGAGCCUCUCCCAACACAACCAACGUGCGAGGAGAGACGGCGCUACACAUGGCUGCCAGGGCUGGCCAGUCAGAUGUGGUGCGCUACCUGAUACAGAGCGGAGCCAAGGUCGACAUCAAGGCCAAGGACGACCAGACGGCGCUGCACAUCUCCAGUCGGCUGGGGAAGGUGGACAUCGUGCAGCAGCUGCUGCAGCGGGGGGCCUCGGCUAGCGCGGCCACCACCUCGGGCUACACGCCGCUACACCUGGCCGCCCGCGAGGGACACCGAGACGUCGCCACGCUGCUCCUGGAGGAGGGGGCCUCGCUCUCCGCCACCACCAAGAAGGGCUUCAGUCCUCUCCACGUGGCUGCCAAGCAUGGGAAGCUGGAGGUGGCUAACCUGCUACUGCAGAGAGGAGCAACCGCAGACGCAGAGGGAAAGACUGGUCUAACACCAUUGCAUGUGGCGGCUCACUAUGAUAACCAGAGGGUGGCUCUCCUCCUGCUGGACCAGGGAGCCUCGCCGCACGCAGCCGCCAAGAACGGCUACACCCCGCUGCACAUCGCGGCCAAGAAGGGUCAGCUGGACAUCGGCACCACGCUGCUGGAGUACGGGGCCGACACCAACGCCUGCACCAAGCAGGGCAUCAGCCCCCUGCACCUGGCCGCCCAGGAGGGCAGCGUGGACCUCUUAUCUCUGCUGCUCAGCAAGAGCGCCAACAUCAACAUGGGCAAUAAGAGUGGGCUGACUCCGCUGCAUCUAGCGGCUCAGGAGGACCAGGUGGGGGUGGCAGAGGUGCUGCUCAACCACGGAGCCGACAUCGACGUCCGGACCAAGAUGGACUACACCCCAUUGCAUGUCGCUUGUCACUACGGCAACCAGAAGAUGGUGAACUUCCUGUUGGAGAACCGGGCGAAAGUCAACGCCAAAACAAAGAACGGCUAUACCCCUCUCCACCAAGCUGCCCAGCAGGGCCACACCCACAUCAUCAAUUUGCUGCUGCAGUACGGGGCGUCGGCCAAUCAGCUUACAGUGAAUGGGAACACACCUCUGUCGAUUGCUCGGAGGCUGGGUUACAUCUCCGUAGUGGACACAUUAAGAGGAGUCACGGACGACAACCUCAGCCAUAAGGCUGCGUCGGAGAAACACAAAAUGAACGUCCCAGAGACCAUGAACGAGUUUCUCGACAUGUCGGACGACGAAGUGCAUAGAGCCUGUCAGCCAGAGUUCACCUGUGAGGUAACCUGUGAAGAGAGUCGCUCUGGUGGCGGUGGGGAAGAAGGAGAAGGUGAGGAUGCGAUGACCGGGGACACGGACAAAUAUCUGCGGCCGCAGGACCUGCGGGAGUUGGGAGAUGACUCCUUGCCGCAGGAGGGCUACAUGGGCUUCAGCAUCGGAGCCAGGUCCGCCAGCCUGCGCUCCUUUAGUUCUGACAGGUCGAAUACCCUCAACCGCAGCUCCUUCGCCCGCGACAGCAUGAUGAUCGAAGAGAUCCUCGCCCCCACCAAAGACCCGCAGCACCUGGCUGUCUCACGAGAGUCGGAGUGCAUGCGGCGAUACAGCUGGACGCCAGACACCAUGGACAAUGCCAACACCGUCUCCAGUCCUGUCCACUCCGGCUACAACUCUCCACUUCCUCAGUAUGACUCCAGGUUCCUAGUCAGCUUCAUGGUAGACGCGCGGGGCGGCUCCAUGCGGGGCAGUCGCCACGACGGCAUGCGCAUCAUCAUCCCGCCCAGGAAGUGCCAGGCGCCGACACGCAUCACCUGUCGGCUGGCCAAGCGGCACCGCCUGGCGUACCCACCGCCCAUGGUGGAGGGAGAGGGGCUGGUCAGCCGGCUGGUGGAGAUGGGGCCUGCUGGGGCACAGUUCUUAGGGCCUGUGAUCGUAGAGAUUCCCCAUUUCGGCUCCAUGCGUGGGAAGGAGAGGGAGCUGAUCGUCCUGCGCAGCGACAACGGGGACACGUGGAAGGAGCACCAGUACGACUGUCGACCCGAAGAGCUGCUGGUGCUCCUCAACGGCAUGAACGAAGAGCUGGACAGCCCUGCUGAGUUGGAGUCUAAGCGCAUCUGUCGGAUCGUCACCAGGGACUUCCCACAAUACUUUGCGGUGGUGUCUCGGAUCAAGCAGGAGAGCGACUACAUGGGUCCGGAGGGCGGAGUGCUGUGCAGCGAGACCGUCCCCAUGGUCAAGGCAGCGUUCCCACCCGGCGCUCUCACCAAGAGGAUCCGAGUGGGCCUGCAGGCUCAGCCAAUCCCGGAGGAGCUGGCCCACAUCGUGGUGGGUAGCCGCGCCUCCUUCAGUCCCAUCGUCACCGUGGAGCCUCGGCGGAGGAAGUUCCAUAAGCCCAUCACCAUGACGAUCCCCGUGCCUCCGCGGAUACGGGAGGUGGCCGCCAGCGGACGGAAGGGAGACCUCGCCCCCUGCCUCAGACUGCUGUGCAGCAUCACGGGAGGAACGGCCCCUGCUCAGUGGGAGGACAUCACCGGCACUACGCCACUGUCCUUCGUCACAGACUGCGUGUCCUUCACCACCAACGUGUCUGCCAGGUUCUGGUUGGCCGACUGCCAGCCAGUGUCGGACACGGUCGGCGUGGCGACGCACCUGUACCGGGAGCUGAUCUGCGUGCCGUACCUGGCCAAGUUCGUGGUGUUCGCCAAGACGCACGACGCCAUCGAGUCGCGCCUGCGCUGCUUUUGCAUGACGGACGACAAGGUGGACAAGACGCUGGAGCAGCAGGAGAACUUUGAGGAGGUGGCACGCAGCAAAGACAUAGAGGUGCUGGAGGGCAAGCCCAUCUUUGUGUAUUGCUAUGGCAACCUGGCUCCUCUGACCAAAAGUGGGCAGCAGCUCAUUUUCAACUUCUUCGCCUUCAAGGAGAACAGACUGCCCUUCAAUGUGAAGGUGCGAGACUUUUCCCAGGAGCCGUGUGGUCGUCUGUCCUUCAUGAGCGAAGCCAAAACCAGCAAGAGCCACCAGCAGAAGGCCAUAUGUAACCUCAACAUCGCACUGCCCACGCACCGGAAGGAAAUGGAGUCUGAUCCUGAUGAUGAGAAUGAAAACAAAGAGCGACGUCAUGCCUUUGCAUCUCUAGCUUUGCGUAAACGCUACAGUUAUCUGUCGCCCCCAACCUCCAAGAACACACCUCAGCAAAAAGCCUCAACUAUGCCCCAACAGCAGCAGCAUCAUCAACAGCAGCAGCAGCAGCAGCCGGCUCAGGGCUAUGCUUACAAGCCUGUCUUUUCAACGCGAUCCUACCAGUCUUGGUCGAAUAACUCUCCCGUUCACGCGCCCACUCAGGCCAAAUCCGGCUUCGGCUCCCUGUCCAGCUCGUCCUCCAACACCCCCUGUGCCUCACCACUGAAGUCCGUCUGGUCCAUCAACUCCGCCUCCCCCAUCAAAUCGGUCAUCGGAGGUUCCCCAGCUGCCUCCGUUAGAUCCUGUAGUGAUAUAGGUUCCCCUGCCCGCUCGUAUAGAACCAUAUCCUCGCCGAUAAAGACAGUGGUGCAGCAGGCCCAGUACCCGGUGCAGUCCUCGCCCACACUCGUGUCAUCCCCAGUGAAAAGUGCCCCCGAUCCUGUGUCGGUGAAAGGCCUGGCCGCCCUGCAGGCCCGAACGUCCCCCGUGCCACAUCUGGAGAGGUCCUCCAUCGCAAUGACCCCGCCGGCGUCCCCCAAAUCCUCCAUGAGCAUGUACGGCUCCACUUUGCCCUACAACAAAGUGGGGACCUCCACUGCCUCCGCCACAUCUUCACCGAUCAAAACUGUCCCAGGUCUCUCUGUUCGGACCAGCACUGAUCCCUCCGGUGUUUCCCGGGGACUGUUCUCAUCCCUGUCCUCACCCCUUAAGUCAAAUGUAGUGACGAGCACUGCAGCACUGAUAAAUGGGACAGUUUCCCCAAGCAAAUAUCGCUCUGCCUCUCCCACCUCUCUACUAUCGAGCACCCUACAAGAGCGAAUCCAGGCCACAACACACGCAGCCACAACCAGCGUCAAUGCCGCCCUUGAUGAGGUGGAAAAAACCUUCAACUCCUGUUCCGCUGGCUACGGCACAUUAAAGUCUAUGUCUUCCACGCCUUCCUCCUCCUAUCAGUCAUUCCGCUCCUCUGCUUCCAAUUCCAUUUAUGCCAACAUGAGGCCCUCGCCCCCCACCACUGCAUCGGCCACGUCGAGCACGGUCACAGUUCCUGUUUAUUCUGUUAUGAACGUCUUGCCUGAGCAGCACCAGUUUAAAAAGCUUCCAGACGUAUCCAAAUCAGCUGCCGCCCUCUUGUCCCCUAGAAAAACAGCACCCCCUGAACCCAGCAAACAGUCCCAGUCUUCCUUUGCCAGGACUUUGUCACCAGUCAAAACCCCACUGUUCAUGUCUCCCUCUACUGUAAAGUCUACUGCCCCUGCGUCCCCUCUCUCGUCCAGCCAAGAGAUUCUGCGAGAUGUGGCUGACAUGAAAGAGGACUUGAUCAGGAUGUCAGCCCUGCUGCAAACAGACACCAGCUCUUCUGCAAAAGGUCUACGCUCCGAUUCUCCCAAAGAGAAAAUGGAGGACGAGGAGCCUUUCAGAAUAGUCGAGAAAGUUAAGCAGGAUCUCGUGAAAGUCAGCGAGAUACUGACAAAAGAUGUGCUGCGAGAGGGCAAAGUUCCCCGCAAACCAAGCAUUGAGAAUGAGGAUGAGAUAGAUGACAGCCAACACAACAACUGGAGAAGCCCUCCACGCUAUGAGACAGUGGCCCACCAGACUAAGUCAAAAAACGUACCCGACAGGGAUUUCAACCUAGCAAAAGUGGUUGACUACCUUUCACAUGACAUUGGUGCUAGCCCCCUUUCCAAAAUUGCAGAGGCCAAGCAGAGGAAUGAGGAGAUGAGAAGAGAGGGUGAGGAAAAACAGAAGCGAGUGCUAAAGCCUGCCAUAGCCAUUCAAGAGCACAAGCUCAGAAUGCCCCCAUCUAACAUGCGCCCCUCUGCCUCAGAGAAAGAACUCUGCAAGCUCGCCGAAGCCUUGUUUGGAAACGACUCUAUGCUGGACUCACCAGACGACAUAUCCCAUGACCAGGACAAGAGUCCACUAUCAGACAGUGGCUUUGAGACUAGGAGUGAGAGGACUCCUUCUGCCCCUCAGAGCGCUGAGGGGAUGGGGCCCAAGGCUCUCUUCCAGGAUGUCCCGAUCCCACCUGUUAUCACUGAAACCCGAACAGAGGUUGUCCAUGUCAUACGGAGCUACGAGCAUCCCGAUGACAUUCACGAAUCUACCAUGGAGAACACCAGGGUGUCUAAACCACCUCCCCAGUGUAUCGACAUGGAGCCAAGAUCUCCAGGCGGGUCCAUUAAAGAUCGGGUCAAGGCCUACCAAGCAAAGGCGAACUUAGAUGAGGAGUCCAUGAUGGCAAAAGGCAUGAGGGUGAAAGAGGAGACACAUAUCACAACAACAACUCGCAUGGUGUACCACAAGCCUGCCACUAAGGAAAGCCCAGCUGAAAGACUAGAAGAAACCAUGUCUGUGAGAGAUAUCAUGAAGGCUUUCCAGUCAGGCAGAGAUCCAUCCAGAGAACUGUCAGGCCUGUUUGAGCAUAAGGCUGAAGGUGAAGGCCAAAGAGCAGAAUCCUCAACAAGGCCCUCAGAUAGGGACAUGUCUGGAAUGCCCAAAGUAGAGAGAAUCAUUGAGGUGCACAUUGAGAAAGGCAAAUCAGAGCCAACGGGUGUCAUCAUACGCGAGACUAAAAAACAUCCAGAAAAGGAGAUGUACAUCUACCAAGGCAACAGCGGGAUGAAGGAAUAUCACACCAGAGGACAAGAAGAGGAGGAGCAAGAGGAACACCUGCCUUGCUAUUUGGACUCCUCACGAGUGAACACACCUGUGUCUCAAGAAGACGACAGCCGCCCGAGUUCUGCUCAGCUCAUGGCGGACGACUCCUACAAAACUCUGAAGCUUCUGAGUCAGCACUCUGUGGAGUACCAAGAUGACGAGUCGUCUGAAGUUAGGGGAGAGUCUUACAAAUUUGCAGAAAAAAUGCUCCACUCUGAUAAAUUUGACUCGUCCCACUCAGAUUCUGAUGAGUCAGUGAUUGAUAGGUCUCGCAUGCAGGGCCCAGACAGGAAUGUCUAUGAGGAGGGAAGAAACAGGGGCUGCAUGAGAGAAUACAUGCUAAAACCAUCAAAAGGUUCCUCAGAUAGAGAUAGAUCCAACCCAGAUGGUCAGUAUGACAAACUAACACUGCUCCAGUACUCCUCCGAGCCAGGCAGCCCUAAGCAGUCUGUAUGGAUGCGAGUCACAGAGGACAGACAAAGCAAAGGCAGAGAGAAGGUCUACGAAGACAGGGUGGACAAGACAGUGAAAGAGGCAGAAGAGAAACUCAGUGAGGUUUCUCAGUUUUUUCGUGACAAAACAGAGAAACUAAACGAUGAGCUGUCAUCUCCUGAGAAGAAGUCCCGCCGUCCAGAUUCUAGGGAGACGAGGUCAGGGCCUAGCUCCACACGUAGCAGCCCUGAGAGAUCACCGUACCGGAAUGGAGGGAGUGCAGAGGAAUGGAGCAGGGACAGAUUUAGAGAUAGAUAUGGGUCAAAUGACAGAAAAUGUGCCAGUUUGCCAAGUAGCCCAGAGAGGCGUGCCCUCUUUCAGUUUGGAGACGAGAGACAGAAACAGACAGAUGUCUCGUCGACAAGUAGUUUGAGUGACACUUCAAAAUCAUUCCAGCCUUCUACUUCUAAAGUCAGUUCAGUAAGAAUGAAGUUUGAGGCAGAGGCUCAAAAACAAGAUAAAAGUCCUCAGUGGAGUGGUCAGAACUCACCAUCUCCUAUCAGAAGGCUCUCGGAAAGCAAAUCGCAAGCCUAUCAAGUUUUUGCAGGUUCCAAUGCUAAUAAGUCAUCAGAAUCCUGUAGCCGAGAGCAAAGUCCAAAGAAAGCCCAUGAUCAGGAAGGCAGUCCAAAAAAUGGACAAAGCUAUUAUGUAAGAGGAGCCCAAGCGUAUUCCCAGAGUCAGUCAGGUGAAAGAAAUAAACCACCUCACAAAAGUCCCAGGCAUAUGAAAGAGCAGGAGUCAGAAGAAAAAAAAACUUACAGGAGCUGGGAAGGCCAUGGCAAUGGAGGCCACAGAGGCCACAAUGAGAGUGAGGGAGAAAUAGCCACCAAGGAGGAGACCACCAAAAAGAUUAUCUAUACAGAACUCGUGAUCCGAGAAGAUAGCAGCAGUUCCGAUCAGUCCAACCGAGCUGUAAAAAAAAACUCGGAAUCGCAAAUUCCUGUUAGGGUAUCAUCUAGUUUUGUAAACCAUCAUCAGAGUAGUACAUUACAGUUAGAUAAUUCAGUCAAAGCUCAUGAUAGGGGUAAUUCACAGAUACCCACUUUAGCUAGAAGUCGGCUGAACUGUAGCUCUGACGAUAACAAAUCAUCUAGUGAUUUGUCAUCCAUAGGAUCAGAGUCCAUUGCCACUGUAAUUUGCAAUGGUGUUGAAAGUGAUCAGGUAGAGUACAUGGAAAAGGUGUCACCUGUUACAACUGCAGAGAAUUUUAAAGACAUCAAGCCUCUACCAGUUUAUGUUAGCAUUCAAGUUGGCAAGCAAUACGAGAAAGAAACCGCCACAGGUCAGGUGAGCACAUAUAAAAAGAUAGUAAGUCAUGAAAGCCGGACUGUACAUGAGACAAGAGGAGCAUUUUACUCAGUAAAACAAAAGCAGUCUCCCUCCCCCCAGGGUAGUCCAGAGGAUGAUACAUUGGAACAGGUGACCUUCUUAGACAGUUCAGGAAAGAGCCCAGUUACCCCAGAAACACCAACGUCUGAAGAAGUAAGCUAUGACCUUACCUCCAGAACACCAGAGUCUGUCAUCGGUCAAAUGGCAAGCAUGCCAAGUCCUAUCCCAGAGGAGUCUGAAGAAGAGGACCAGGGCAAGACUUUUAUCUUCAAUGAGCCCAAAGCAGCAAAGUCAUCAGAAAAACAGAAAGGAGUCCAAGACCCCCCCAAAAGACUGAAAGACAAACGAGUUGCUUAUAUAGAGCUACCAAAAUCUCCUUCUUCAGAUGGAGAUCAGUCUGACACUAACAAGAAAGGAUCAUGCCCGUCCUCUGAGGCCGAGACAGAGAUGAUGGAAGUGAACCUUCAAGAGGAGCAUGACCGGCACCUCCUUGCAGAACCUGUGAUUCGAGUCCAGCCUCCCUCUCCUCUUCCCCCGGGUGCUGACGAGAGUGACUCAAGUGAUGACGAGUCAGUGUUUCAGCCCAUUCCACUCAAAAAGUACAGUUUCAAGAUAGCUGAAGAGAGCGCUGAACCAAAACGAACGAAGCAGAGGAAGGAUAGAAAUGGUGGACAACAAAAAGACCCAGGCCUGAAUGAUGGCGUUAAAGCAGAAGAUGUUGACCUUGAAGCAAAUGGCAAUGAUCAAUCAAUUACAGACUGCUCAAUAGCCACCACAGCCGAGUUCUCCCACGACACAGAUGCCACAGAAAUCGAUUCUUUGGAUGGCUAUGACAUGCAGGAUGAAGAUGAUGGUCUGAGUGACCCAAAAACAUCAAGCCUCUCGAAUGAUGGGAAGGGAGGCGAUCGCUCAUUCAGCCAAUCCAAACUUGAGGUCAUUGAGGAAGAAAGCUCACCAAAUGAGGAGGGCGCUGGGGGUAAGGCGAAAUCAAAAAGCUCAAAAGAUACUGCAGAAGAAGAAGACUUUUCCCUAGAAGGAAGGCACCCAGAUAGGCAAGGAGUGGAAAGUUGGACGGAUGACUUGAACACCACCUUUAAAACUGUUGCCACCAAGGGUCUGGAGUUCGAUCCGUGGUCCACGAAAGAGGGCGAUGACUUCGACUCGAAGGGAAAAGAUGAUGACCCCAAGCCUUUUGGCCUGUCAGUAGAAGACAAGUCACAGGCCACCACUCCAGACACUACCCCUGCUAGAACUCCUACUGAUGAGAGUACACCAACUAGCGAGCCAAAUCCUUUCCCCUUCCAUGAGGGCAAGAUGUUUGAGAUGACUCGCAGCGGUGCAAUUGACAUGAGCAAGCGGGACUUUGUUGAAGAAAGACUUCAGUUUUUCCAGAUUGGUCCCCAAAGCCCUUGUGAGAGGACAGAUCUCCGAAUGGCCAUCGUGGCUGAUCACCUUGGGCUUAGUUGGACGGAGGUGGCUCGUGAGUUGAACUUCUCUGUGGAUGAGAUCAACCAUAUCCGUGUGGAGAACCCCAACUCCCUUACGGCUCAGAGCUUCAUGCUGCUGAAGAAAUGGGUCAACCGCGAGGGAAAGAACGCCACGACGGACACGCUGACUGCUGUGUUGACCAAAGUGAACAGGAUGGACAUAGUGACUUUGCUGGAAGGGCCCAUAUUUGACUAUGGUAACAUUACAGGCACCCGAAGUUUUGCAGAUGAUUGCGGUGUGUACCAGGAUCAGGCUGAUGGUUGGCACAGCGAGACCUCCAGCGUCAACGUGGAGCCGCCCACCCCCGGACGCAGCCUCAGCUCCGACCUCAUUGACAGGCAGGAGAACAGCCAGGAGAAUUCCAGCGAUUCUGUGACGUCAUCGUCGCGGGGUGAGUCUGCGAGGCCGCGUCAGAAUGGGGAGCGUUCCGACAGCCCGCCACAGAACACCAAGAGCCAGCGGAGCGGGAAGCAGGGCAACGGGAACGGCAACGGGGCACAUGGGAGAGAAGAGGGAGCGCUCGUCUCUGAACACAAAGUCCAGCUGAACUCAGAGUCUGGCUCGGACGAGGAACAUACCGUCACCACCAGGGUUUUUCGCAGACGUCUAAUUCUAAAGGGGGAGGAUGCGAAAAAUAUUCCUGGUGAAUCGGUAUCGGAAGAGCACUUUGUAGAUCAGGACGGGAACAUCAUCACUAGAAAAAUCAUCAGGAAAGUGAUUCGCCGUGUGGACACUCCCACCCCUGAUGACCAGGCCGGGGAGGGGGGUGAUUACAACCAGUACCACGGACCCAACAUAGAGGGGGACCUGCAGGGGGAUGUGUCUAAGACGAGACGAAAGGAGGAAAAGAGAACUGGCGAGAAGAAGGCAUACUCAUAAUGGAGGCUCUGCAAUAGCAGGCUUGCAGGAUUCACCAGCCCUGUUCCUCCAAGGCAGGGCAGUGUCCUGGCUGCAACGGUUCGGACAAGUGGACGACGACUUUGGCCAAUAAACACACGACCGAUUCUUCAGACGUCCAUUAGCAAUGGCAUGGUUUGGUGUUUGUUGACAGAGAAGACUUACUGUUUGAUCUUUUCCGCAUGAGCAUGGCAACUCACACUUCAUCCUGCAGAGCGGGACUUCGAUUACCUGUGGUGACUUCCCAGCUGCCCCUGGGGUUGGCUGGGAGGCGACCACUUCCUGUCUGUCACGGGACACCUAAGGACUUCACUUCCUGUCACAGAAGGUAUUACUUCCUCUCUUUAGAGGAGUCCAUAUGGUACUAUUUCCUGGCUACUGAGGGACCUAAAGGGCACUACUUCCCAGUCUACAGAGGAAACUCUUGCGAACUACAUUUUCUGUCUCGACGAAGGGACUCAGUGUGUUGUUUUUCCUGACUCUACCGGGACUGGUAAAAGCCAGAGAUUGCUUGCCACUGGCACUAGAGGGGAAGAGGAACUAAGGGAGUAUCUUCACAAACAACGGGCUUGCAUUCCCAGACUCAGCUGCAACUCAACACACACCGUGUCAUGUGACCAAAGAAGGCACAAUCAAUUUUGUUAAACGAUCAACGCAAAGUCAAAACAAUAUGGAUUCUUACAAUGCUCCUCCCUCACAGGCCUUAUAGCUUCUAUCUCGGACCCACAACGUCAGGAUGUAAAUUGCAAUUUUUUUAAUUUAGCCUAACUUAAUUUUUUGUUUGUUUUAAAGACAAAUUGAUGAUGAUUUUACUGUAUAUAAAUUACAUUGUGUAAAAUUCUGGGGGGAAAGCAUUCAAGGUUCAGAAGGCACAGUCACAAGAACUUUUUAAGUGCUUUCAAUGUUGUUGAAACAGUACCACUCCAAAGGAAGGCUUAAGUGUAAGUUCACAUGCUCUUGUAUAACUAAUUAUUAUAGCUAAAAUAUUUGUAAAGUGAAAAAAUGGUUGAAUUUUAACUGAAGUCAUUUCCUGAAAACUUCUGCAGAUUCUGGACUUUCCAGAAUAUGUGUGCUAAUCUAAUUCUGUGAAACAAAGAUUUAGAGUACUAAUAUUUUGAUGCAUGCUACUCACGUUAUUUUAAGUACAUUUUUCUAAGUUUGCAAACACUAUAUUUAAACCAGACCAGAAAUAACAUCGCUAUGUCUGCUUCUACAGUCCUCGAUGUUUCUCACAAGUUUUAUAUCUCAGAAAAAAAUGUCACCUAGAGAAUGUGAAGGUUAGGUACCUUUGUUUGGAUGCUUCCUUGAGGAUUAAUGUAUUGUGUUCUUCUUUGAUUUGAAGAGCAUAGCUUCAGGUGUUAGCUUGAGUGCUACGGAUGAGAGAAUAUCUGAAUGUAUAUGCUGGUAGACUGGCUCGCUGUUUAAAAUUAGUAGUGUGUCCUGUGUAAAAGGCUAUAGGAUGUAGAGGUCUCUGUAUGUUGUAAGGCAAUUUGUAAUCAUGUGAGUGUAUUCAUUAAAUUUUCGUUUGUUUGUUUGUUUUGUUUCUUCUUUUAAGGCUGCUGUGAUUUCAGAAAGGGAAAAAGACAUUUUUUUACAGGGGUUUCUUGAAAUAUUUCUUCCAGACAAAAACAAGAGGUUCACAUUUGACCUUCCUCAUAACAUAUUGUGUGUGUGUAUGAUACAUUACGAAAAACAAAACACUGGAUGAUCAUAAUGAUUAUUUAAGCUUCAAUCAAUUUGUUUAACUUAAUAAUGUGUGACAUCUUUUUAGAGUCUGUAUAUUGCAGUGUCUGCAUUUGGUUUGAAUGAUAGCUUAGAAUUUUAUUUUUGCAUUUAGAGUUUUUUCUUCUUUGAAUGUAUUUUCAUAGAGCCUGUUUAGUUGAAUCUGUUGUGUGUAAGGUGUGACAAUUCAGCCUUUAGUGUGAUGACCUGCUUUGUAGACUUGAGAUUGUUUUGGAGAGGAUUCAUCGUGAUGAGAUAUCGCCUUCUGCAAUGUUACUUUUUUUUGCAUCCCCAUGUAUACAGACAUCUGUCUUGGGGAAAGUGUAUGGAGGACUUUUCACAAGGUCCAGAUAUUCUGUUGAUUUUAUUUUAUUUCAUGUUUUGUUUCCACCCAAGCAGCAUUUUUGGUGUAUACAAUUCUUACUGAGUGAAGCCAUUUUAAUGUCUCUAUUUCAGCACUUUGGUUAUUGAAGGUCUUCUCUUUUAGAAGCUAGCAGCAAUGACGCCAUCACAAUGUCUCAGACGUCUUUAAAAAAAUUCAAUAUUAAAAAAAUAAAUUAAAAAAUGCAUUGAUUUUGCAAA
Messenger RNA from Engraulis encrasicolus (European anchovy), 13675 nucleotides. RefSeq names its product ankyrin-3-like. Gene Ontology annotation, molecular function: protein binding. The record is from RefSeq and is a predicted model, not a curated record. Gene Ontology annotation, biological process: signal transduction. Bases 17 to 11353 code for a protein of 3778 amino acids. NCBI's taxonomy places the organism in Eukaryota, Metazoa, Chordata, Actinopteri, Clupeiformes, Engraulidae. The transcript is spliced from 48 exons.